AUGAACGCGUUGGUUGAUGACCUGGAACACGCAAGUAUUUAUAGAAAAGGUCCGGAUGAUAGUGAAGAAAGCGAUGGUGAGGGUGGUCUCGGCAACCUCAAUCGUCUGAUCGUUCGUCCACCAGGCCACAGUGGAAAAGCGAAGCGUGGCCAUCUCUGCUUUGACGCAGCAUAUGAAUGCGGUAACUUGGGCCGUGCUGAUCAUAUAACCGAACUGGAGUAUGACCUAUUCAUACGACCUGAUACAUGCCGACCAAGGUCUCGGUUCUGGUUCAAUUUUACUGUGGAGAACGUUAAACAAGACCAGAGGGUGAUAUUCAACAUUGUUAAUUUGGGAAAAGAAUUUACGCUUUACAACUGUGAAAUGACACCGCUUGUUCGAUCUACAUCACGACAAAAAUGGCAAAGAAUCCCUAGGCGUUUAUUAUUCUACCAUCGCUCUAUAGUACAUCGUGGACGAAAAAUACUAAGCUUCGCCUUCGGAAACAUCUUAGUAUAUGGGAAAAGAAAGCGCAGGAGUUUGCUAAAAGGGAGUCAAUUGCACAGACUACACAAAAACACAAAGAAACGUGUCGUACUUCUAUUGGCCCGUUCACAUGGUGGUGAACCGCCGUCAUCUUAUAUUUGUCAAGGUUUUCUUGAUUUCCUUGUAAGUUCAUCGGAAAAAGCGGUGGCUUUGCGCAACGAAAUCGUUAUACAGGUGGUUCCAAUGCUGAACCCCGAUGGAGUCUUUCUUGGCAACCAUCGAUCUGAUCUCCUGGGCUCUGAUUUGAACAGGUGUUGGAAUACAGCGACUAGUUUCGCCCACCCAGCGCUCAUUGCAGUCAACGAUCACAUCAAGAAGAUCACCGCGGAAAAAGGUCUUCAAUUGGAUUUCAUCAUUGACUUGCAUGCGGAUGUUAGCCACGAGGGUGUUUUUGUGAGAGGAAAUUCGUAUGACGACGUGUACAGAUUUGAACGCCACGCAGUUCUGCCCAAGUUCAUGGCGAUGCGAGUUGAAGCAUGGCAAUGCGAGUCGUGUUUGUACAAUACAGAUGCGCUUUCAUUGGGCAGUGCCCGUAGAUCUUUGCCCAUGGGGGCAGUAGACGCGUACACAUUGCUCGCAUCUAUGGGUGGGCGAAGGAUUACACCUAGGGGGCCGUAUCUGCACUAUACGGAAGAUGCUUAUACAAAGAUAGGUCGAUCGUUAGCGAAGGCUCUAUGUGAUUACUACAGACACAUAGCGGUUAUACCACCUCGAAUGGGAGCAACUUCUAAGAAGAAGGAACCUCGCGGCAGACGCCAUCGGAAACGACCUGCAUAUGAGCGGAAAAGAUCUCCUAGUUCUUCACCCGAGCGUCGAGUUCUAGCUACAAGGAUGCUAUCCCCAUCCUUGCCCAUCGCUUCACCACUCCUUAAGGCUUUACCGCCACGAACUGCGCGAAAUCCAUCAAUAAGAACAAGGCCGAAGACUGUUAACAUGGAAAAUACGUUGCCUAUGAUACAAGGUACAGCAGUGCGAACUCCAAGAUUGGCGGUCGUGGACCUAAGCGCGUACAUACGCACUCCAACCUGCCGCGACCCAAGAUAUCGACAGAGACUAGCACGCCCACCGCGCCCUACUCAUCCACGGUUCACGAGCGACGAAUAUGACACUCACGAAUCAACAGAAUAA
Molecule: messenger RNA, 1653 nt
Organism: Pieris macdunnoughi
Lineage: Eukaryota; Metazoa; Arthropoda; Insecta; Lepidoptera; Pieridae
Source: the annotation of a GenBank genome assembly